This is a messenger RNA of Cladophialophora bantiana CBS 173.52, 654 nucleotides long. Its product is annotated as 60S ribosomal protein L10a. Gene Ontology annotation, cellular component: large ribosomal subunit. Gene Ontology annotation, biological process: translation. The record is from RefSeq and is a predicted model, not a curated record. The transcript is spliced from 3 exons. Lineage: Eukaryota; Fungi; Ascomycota; Eurotiomycetes; Chaetothyriales; Herpotrichiellaceae. The coding region runs from base 1 to 654 and encodes 217 amino acids. Gene Ontology annotation, molecular function: RNA binding; structural constituent of ribosome.
AUGUCGAAAAUUACAGUCGCCGGAGUGCGCGUGAACGUGCAACAACUUCUCGACUACUCCCUGAACGAGAAGAAGCGAAACUUCCUCGAGACCGUCGAACUCCAGAUCGGGCUCAAGAACUAUGAUCCCCAGCGUGACAAGCGUUUCUCGGGGACCAUCAAGUUGCCCACCAUCCCCAGACCAAACAUGACAAUCUGCGUCUUGGGCGACCAACACGACAUUGACCGAGCGAAACACUUGGGCGUUGACGCCAUGUCGUCCGAUGACCUGAAGAAGCUCAACAAGAACAAGAAGUUGAUCAAGAAGCUGGCGCGCAAAUACGACGCCUUCCUGGCCUCGGACUCGCUGAUCAAGCAGAUUCCUCGUCUCUUGGGUCCCGGUCUGUCCAAGGCCGGCAAAUUCCCCACCCCCAUCUCGCACGCCGAAGACCUCCAGGCCAAGAUCGUCGAGGUCAAGUCGACCAUCAAGUUCCAGCUGAAGAAGGUCCUGUGCAUGGGCGUCGCCGUCGGCAACGUUGGCAUGACCGAGGACGAACUCAUCAGCAACAUCAUGUUGGCCAUCAACUACCUGGUCAGUUUGUUGAAGAAGGGCUGGCAAAACGUUGGGAGCUUGACCAUCAAGGCUAGCAUGAGCCCGCCCAAGAGAUUGUACUAG